AUGCCUAGUCAUUCACUGCGCGACUAUUUAACUCGGAAAAACCCAACGCUUGAUAGUAAUAACUCCCUCGAUGGCCCUCCUCCCAAAUGUGAGGAGAAAGGCUUUUCCGAGAUCACGGAUUGGAGGGAUUUCAACAUCGAAAACCUGAAUAACUGCUAUGGGGAUGUCCUAGACAGACACUGGGUAGACCCGCUGCCAGAUAUUUUUCCAGGGCCUACUGGACUCGAGCAAGAGAUCUUCGACGAAGAUUCUUUCGAGCAUCUUAUGACACGGUCUAUUGUGCCCCCGGUUAACGAGAGUCUCGCAAGAGCCCUGGAAGAUCUACACCCAGAUAGAUCUGGAAUAGCGAUCAACAUGACUCGUGGUGGAAGAGCAAGAAAAUCUAGAAAUCCUUCCGCUAGAACAUCCGGUACCACGAAAUUCCCGGACUGGGCUGGAGCCCAAAGGGCAACUGGAGGCUAUCUGAACCUCUGCCCCGGGGAGACCAAAUUAUCCAAAAAAUGGUCAUCCAACACACCAGAUCGACAUGAGUGGUUUUGGCCAUUGUUCCAAAUAACGACAUAUUGUGCAGAGGUUUGGGGCACUCGAUAUGGGUAUAUCAUCACCCAAGAUGAAAUGGUUGCCGUGAGAAUUUCCCGGCAGCCAAUUGAAUCAGGUAUCGCUCUGACACGAUCCUGUCGUUAG
This is a messenger RNA of Aspergillus nomiae NRRL 13137, 684 nucleotides long. RefSeq lists its product as uncharacterized. Lineage: Eukaryota; Fungi; Ascomycota; Eurotiomycetes; Eurotiales; Aspergillaceae. The transcript has a single exon. The coding region runs from base 1 to 684 and encodes 227 amino acids. The record is from RefSeq and is a predicted model, not a curated record.